AUGCGUGAAUGCCCGAAAUGUAAAACCAGUGAUUACAAUAAUCCUUCAUUUGUUAUGCUUAUCAAUGAGUGCGGUCAUCCAUUAUGCAGGAAUUGUGUUAAUAAUUUAUUCGCUCGCAACAGUGCUGCUUGUCCUCGAUGUGGGAAAAUUUUAUUGAAGAAAGGAUUUUGGGAACAAACUUUCAGUUCGAAAUUAGAAAAGGAAUUAAAUAUUAGAAAAAGAUUGAAAAAAAUUUUCAACUUAAAACGCGAUGAUUUUGGUACUCUACGGGAAUAUAAUGAUUAUUUGGAAAGGAUUGAAAUAUUUGUUUUCAAUCUAGUCGAUGGAAUUAAUGUAACUGAAACAGAAGCUGAAAUAAAUCGCUUUAAAAAUGAGAAUGCUUCUUUGAUUGACCGUAACAGAUAUAAAUUAUCAGAAGAUGAGGAAUGGAUUAUGCAGCAUCUGGAAAAUGAAAAGAAAAUAAAAUUAAGUGCCUCAUUUGGUCAAGAGAAGGAAGUUCUGGGAAAGUCAUCAAGAGAAACGAAGACCAAGGAAAUUAUUGACGAAUUAAAGCAUUCUGAUCUUCCUGCUGAAGUUAUUCUGGAUCGAAGAAGGAAAAGGCAAAUUGAAGCCGAAUUAUUUGAAAAAGAAAAUGCAGCGAAACGUAAGAAGAAAUCUAAAUUAGAAGCUCAACAAAAACGUCAGGAAACUGCUUCAUUUGCUCCCGUUCGUGUGAGCGGUAGGCCAUUCGUUUACCGUCCUCCAGAACUUCCCAUUAACGGUCCUGCGUUGCCAUCUGUUGAACAGAUAUCAAAUGGCGGAUUUUUACAGCAUAUAAGAACGUUCAGUGCCGCUCGUCGAGUUGGCGGUUUUACUGCAGAAAUAUGUUGUAUGCGAGCUCUUUUUGAAUCACGAAUUGAUCUGUUUGCUUUUUGA
Molecule: messenger RNA, 915 nt
Organism: Dracunculus medinensis (Guinea worm)
Lineage: Eukaryota; Metazoa; Nematoda; Chromadorea; Rhabditida; Dracunculidae
Source: the annotation of a GenBank genome assembly